Molecule: messenger RNA, 2586 nt
Organism: Ceutorhynchus assimilis (cabbage seed weevil)
Lineage: Eukaryota; Metazoa; Arthropoda; Insecta; Coleoptera; Curculionidae
Source: the annotation of a GenBank genome assembly
AUGAUUAUCAUGGAAGAUAACCGUUCAAUGACAUUCCACUGUUCGGAAUUGUCUUCUUCAUUGUUUCAUAAAUUAUACGAACAAAAACGAACCAAUAGAUUUUGCGAUGUAACCCUCUAUGUAAAUAACAAAAUCCUGAAAGCUCACCGUAAUGUACUAGCCUGUAGUUCGCCCUAUUUUGAUUCCAUUUUGAAACAUCAUAAAGUAGUCAAAGAGCAGCUUACUGUUAAUUGUCUAGAUAGUGAUAUAUUUAAUAAUGUAUUAAGCUUUAUGUAUACUGGAGAAAUUACUGUAAAACACUCCAAUGUAGAGGAACUAUUAAAACUCGCUGAUCAUUUUAUACUUACUAAAGUUAUAGAAUAUUGUAUAGAAUUCCUAGGGACUAAAUUAAAUUUAGAUAAUUGUCUGUUCACUUACUUUUUGACUCAGAGGUUUAAAUUGAAGCAUUUAGGAAAUAUUGUAGAAAAUUGGAUAGCUAGUCAUAUUGAUAAUGUUUGUGAUGGGGAUGAAAUUGGAAGGCUGAGCUCUAAGGAACUACAGGACUUUUUCAGAAAUAAGAAUUUCAUACUAACCACCCAAAAAGCCCUAAUACUCCUCUCAAAAUGGAUUCUAUUAGACAUGGAAAAAAGGGAAAAAUAUUUUGAAAAACUCGUUAGGUGCUUCUAUACUAACAACUUGGAACCAGUCGAGGUUUUCAAGCAUUUAGAUACAUGUAUUUUGUAUAGUAAAAGUGAAAUUUGCUUGUUUAGGUUUUUAGAUUAUUUGGCACAGAAUAGCUGGACUCUAUCAAGCUUUAAGACCAGAUAUGAAGUUUUACAAGCAAAAUAUGGACAGAUGAUACUUGGCGAUUCAAAGAGCCAGGACCAAGAGAACAUGAGGCCAGAAAAAAUUAUUGUGACUGAAAAAACUGAUAAUAACUCAGUGCAAAACGUGUUGAAUUCAGUAAAAGUCAAAGCUCGAAUAAAAGAUCAAAAAAGACUGAUUUUAAAGAAACUUAUGCUGUUUGGUUUGAAGCCAAGUUUAAGGAUGGCGGCAUUGAAAAUGUUAACUUGUAGGAAGCAACGAAUUUCGCUUAGUGAAAAUGACAAGGAGGAAGCUGAUGCUGUAGUGGAAGACAAUGACGAAAAAGUCGGCAUCAAGUGUCCUAUUUGUUUCGCUACAAUAAAUGAUAGCUUACUACUUGAACAGCACUUAGCCUUAAGCCAUGCGAAAGAUGUGACAUAUAAGUGUGGCAUUUGCUCAUUUGUUUGUCAGUAUCAUGGAGAUUAUUUGAAUCAUAUGAAAACUCACUUUAACGGACCUCCUUUCAAGUGCGAUUAUUGCGAAUACAAUACCGAUCAGAUUUCAAAACUCAUUACUCAUAGGGCUCAGCAUUUGGAUGAAUCAAUCUAUCAAUGCACGUUUUGUUCUUUCAAGUGUCGACAGAAGCAAAAUUAUGUUUCCCAUAUGAAAAUUCACACACCAGAAAAAACUUACAAGUGUGAACAUUGUUCAAAAUCCUUUAGAUUCAAACAAAACCUAGAAGCGCACCUUCUAACCCAUUCCAGCGAAAAAAAUUUAACUUGUGACUCAUGCGGAUUUCAUACUAAAUUUUUGAGUCACAUGGUAGCUCAUAAAAGAAUUCAUACAGGAGAAGUAUUCAGAUGCUCUUACCCACACUGUAAAUAUUCCACUUCUAAAAAGAGCCAGCUUGCAAUACAUUCAAAAACGCAUAAUAGUGGCAGUAAUGCUGGAGGUGCCCGACCUCAUGCAUGUUCUGUAUGUGGGAGAGGAUUUAUGGAAAAGUCACAUCUUGUCAGACAUGAGAGGAUACAUUUGGAAGAAAAGCCUUUCAAAUGUUCCAGUUGUGACUAUGCAAGUUCCAGAAGAGACAAACUCAAAGAACAUUUCACAAGGCAUCAUGGAGAAAAUGCGUCAGCCAAAGUUCCUUAUAAAGCUAGGCCUUUAAGGAAUGGAACAACUUCUAGUUCUAGUUCAUCGUCAAGGCCGAAAAGCCAGGCCUCUCAAGAAAAUUCUCCAGCCGUAACAUCUAGUUCAACAACCAAUAAUGGCAAUGCAGUCAAUUUCACACAGACCAAUAGCACCACAACUAGUUCUAGUAAUGUGAGUCAGUCAAUGGCCGGUCCAGAAAUUCAGGAGUUAAUUAUGCAUCAUCAGAAUCAUAGCGGAACACCUGCAGCGAUAAACCCAUCAACCUAUUCGCAUCAUUUUGCUGACCAUGCUGCCGAUUUUCAUCAUGCCCACACCCACGCUCACAACAUUCACAAUCAACUCUUGGCGACGUCGGCAGCAGCAGCUGUUGUGAGUCACACUCAGCGCUCCGCUGCUAGUGCAACUCAUAACAAUAGCCACGUGAUGUUGGGGAGGACCAAUCAUUCAACGGCCACAUCCACAGCCGCUGCUGUGGCUGCCGCUAUGAUGCUAGAUCCUAGAUUUCAUCAUAAUACUACUGUGCCAUAUCAUCCUUCAACCACACCAGUUUCCAUGGCGAUGGCAGCAGUUCAAUCUUCCCAGCAAAUUCAAGCUUCAGGACAAGGAACCGCUGAGUAUCCUCCUACAUUGCAAAAUUGUAUGACACUUUUUUAA